Messenger RNA from Apiotrichum porosum, 1305 nucleotides. RefSeq lists its product as uncharacterized. The transcript has 2 exons. The coding region runs from base 1 to 1305 and encodes 434 amino acids. The record is from RefSeq and is a predicted model, not a curated record. Lineage: Eukaryota; Fungi; Basidiomycota; Tremellomycetes; Trichosporonales; Trichosporonaceae.
AUGUCCGACGUCGACGCGGCGGGCACGACACCGCCCCCAGUCCCCCUGAUACCUAUCGCCCUCCCUACGCCUGCACUCACGCCAAGCGUCCUCGCUGGCCCGUCUCACCACCACUGUCCUCGGCCCCAAGCCCCGGGUCGCGUGAACUACCGCCACUCCGAGCUGCACCUGUUUCCUCCGGGCUCAACCAUCGACCUGUCGCCCGCCUUCGCCAUCAAUCCCAAUCCAAAUUCCACCCGCAUCAUCACCGUCACCCAGCUGCGAGCCCUCCCGAGCGAGAACCUCACACACUGGCCUGCACUCUCGCGCUCGCAGGGCCAUGUGGUGAUUCACCGCACCGUGCCGCUUGGAAUCCGGCCAAGCCCCGACGAUGCGCGUCGCCGUGAGAGCUGCAUGAAGGGCCAAGCAAGUGGGGAUCUGGGGGUGGGUGCGAGUGACAACCCCGAGCAAGUCACCCCGCACGCGCCAGCACCGGAAACCAGCGAGACGGUUCCAGACUCCACAGCGACAAGCGACGGGUCGCUUGUGACGACAGACGAGUCCAUGACGACAAUGACACCCGCGAUCGCCACUCCUCCCCUGGCGCUCUUUGGGCCCGACGUCGCCGCGCUGCUCGCCAUACGUAUCGCCGAAGGCACCUUUUCUCCACUCGCAUCGGGGACAUGCUCGCCUACCCGUCCCACACCUCCUGGGUCCGCACCGCCAACAGACGCACACGUACACUCACCCCGAACCGCUCGGCGGCCGCGGGCCUGGUCCUCGUCCCUCCCCGAAGCGUGGUGGGCGCCCACGCCGUCUGUGCGUGCAGCCGCAUGGUCCGUUCUGGAAGACCAACACGCGACUCCAGGCCUGGACCGCGACGAUGAAGCAGAAGGAGAAGGGGUGGGCGUGUUGGCCUGGUCCGAUGGUGGCGGGUUCACCACACGUCUCGGGUCGUAUGUCUUCUCGCCGCCAUUCUCAUCCAGCGAGGUCGCGUACCUCCGCGCCAUGGUGCCGACAACUGGCAGCCCCGGGGAUACACCGAGUGCAGCCCAUACCCCGGAAUCCAGUCCCCGCCACAUCUCCAUGAGCAUGACCGCACACGCCCCAUCGACGUCGUCGCCUGAGUUUGCGUCUUUGCCAAUGGAACGCGUCCUCGGCUCGCCACUUCUCGGCACCGCCACCCCUCCGUUCCCAGACUUGGACCUACCCCCAGGCGUGACUCCCUCUCCCACGCCCACAUCGCCCGGUGUUGUCAGACUAGGCAGCGGCUUGCGUUCAAGGACGCACAGCGCAGGCCGUAUCCCCCGUUCGUCCGUGCCGUGA